UUCCCGACAGCCCUGGCUCCGGUGUUUGCAGGGCUCAGGGCGGCGCGGUUGCUCUCUGGGGUUUCUCAGGGCGCCCUCGCCUCCCCCUGGCCCCACGCACGGGCAGUUCUUUUGGAGUUGGGUGUGCGGGUGAUCUUUUGGGCCCCACGCAGUUCUUUUGGAGUUGGGCGUGCGGGUGGUCACGCUUAACUGUUUUACAUUCAGACUCUGAAUCGUAGCCAUUUGAGGAUCGCUAUGCUUACCCGAGGGGGUAGUGGCGUCGGAGGGCCGGUCAGCAGUGGGUGAAAAGGAGACAGGGAAUCUGCUUUUCUGAGUGACUUUAGGCGAACCCCUUCACCUCUCCAGGCGUCCCAGGAAAGGCGUCCUUUCUUUAUAAGAACAUGGUGUUAAAAGUGGGAACUUGAAAGCACCGCGGAGAAAUGCAGUGGGACCACUUCUCCACCAAGCCGAUUUUUGGAUCUGGGACCGAGCCUGGGCAAUCUCUCUCUCUCCGCCCUGCCUCCGGCGCCCAGGUCUUUGCUUCGUGGAGACAGGAUGGACAGAUUCCUGGUGAAAGGGGCGUUAGGGGACCUUUUCGGAAAGAGGGAGCGAGAGGCGAGCGGAGAAGGUCCAGCAGGCCUGCAAGCGGACCAGGAGGGUGGCAGGAAAAGGCCGAAGGCGGAGACCCCGGGGAAUGCAGGCCACCAGGCCGGCCCCAGCUGGCAGCACAUCCGGGCUGAGGGCCUGAGCUGUGAUUACACAGUCCUGUUUGGCAAAGCCGAAGCAGACAAGAUUUUCCAGGAGCUGGAGCGGGAAGUGGAGUAUUUUACAGGCGCGCUGGCCAGGGUCCAGGUGUUUGGGAAGUGGCACAGUGUGCCCAGGAAGCAGGCGACCUAUGGCAACCCCGGGCUGACCUACACGUUUUCGGGCCUUACUCUGUCUCCAAAGCCCUGGAUCCCAGUUCUAGAGCGCGUCCGGGAUCGUGUUUCUGCGGUGACUGGAGAGACCUUCAACUUUGUGCUCGUUAACAGGUACAAAGAUGGCCGUGACCACAUCGGUGAACACAGAGAUGAUGAAAGGGAACUGGCUCCCGGGAGCCCCAUAGCCUCGGUCUCCUUUGGGGCCUGCAGAGAUUUCUUCUUCCGGCAUAAGGAUUCUCGGGGGAAGCAGCCCUCCCGGAAGGUGGAGGUGGUCAGGCUUCAGCUGGCCCACGGAAGUUUGCUUAUGAUGAACCACCCGACCAACACUCACUGGUAUCACAGUCUCCCCGUCCGAAAGAAGAUUCUAGCUCCACGGGUCAAUCUGACAUUUCGCAAAAUUCUGCCUACUAAAAAGUAAAAACUU
Messenger RNA from Prionailurus viverrinus (fishing cat), 1323 nucleotides. RefSeq names its product alkB homolog 2, alpha-ketoglutarate dependent dioxygenase (gene ALKBH2). The record is from RefSeq and is a predicted model, not a curated record. NCBI's taxonomy places the organism in Eukaryota, Metazoa, Chordata, Mammalia, Carnivora, Felidae. The transcript is spliced from 4 exons. The coding region runs from base 535 to 1317 and encodes 260 amino acids. Gene Ontology annotation, biological process: DNA repair.